AUGAGUAAAAGCAGAUGCCCAGUGGGACCGAUGCCUUCCUCGGUGGCCCCAGCUAAGGAGCCCAACGCCAUGGGCCCGAAGGAAGUGGAGCUCAUCCUGGUGAAGGAGCAGAACGGGGUCCAGCUCACCAACUCUACCCUCGUCAACCCAGCACAGACGCCCACAGAGACACAAGAGCGGGAGACCUGGAGCAAGAAAAUUGACUUUCUCCUCUCGGUCAUCGGCUUUGCAGUGGACCUGGCCAACGUCUGGCGAUUCCCCUACCUGUGCUACAAAAACGGCGGUGGUGCCUUCCUGGUCCCCUACCUGCUCUUCAUGGUCAUUGCCGGGAUGCCGCUUUUCUACAUGGAGCUAGCCCUCGGGCAGUUCAACAGGGAAGGGGCUGCCGGCGUCUGGAAGAUCUGCCCCAUCCUGAAAGGUGUGGGCUUCACCGUCAUCCUCAUCUCGCUCUACGUGGGCUUCUUCUACAACGUCAUCAUCGCCUGGGCCCUGCACUACCUCUUCUCUUCCUUUGCCGCCGAGCUCCCGUGGACGCGCUGCAACAACACCUGGAACAGCCCCAGCUGCUCCGACGCCCACUCCGGCAACUCCAGUGGCGGCCUGGGCCUCAGCGACACCUUUGGGACCACGCCGGCUGCCGAGUACUUUGAGCGCGGCGUGCUGCACCUACACCAAAGCCACGGAAUCGAUGACCUGGGCCCUCCGCGGUGGCAGCUCACAGCCUGCCUGGUGCUAGUCAUCCUGCUGCUCUAUUUCAGCCUGUGGAAGGGGGUGAAGACCUCAGGCAAAGUCGUGUGGAUCACGGCCACCAUGCCGUAUGUGGUUCUCACCGCCCUGCUGCUGCGUGGGGUCACCCUCCCUGGAGCCAUCGACGGCAUCAGAGCAUACCUGAAUGUGGACUUCUAUCGGCUCUGCGAGGCAUCCGUGUGGAUAGACGCUGCCACGCAGGUGUGCUUCUCCCUGGGCGUCGGCUUUGGCGUGCUGAUCGCCUUCUCCAGCUACAAUAAAUUCACCAACAACUGCUACAGAGACGCGAUCGUCACCACCUCCAUUAACUCCCUGACCAGCUUCUCCUCCGGCUUUGUUGUCUUCUCCUUCCUGGGGUACAUGGCACACAAGCACAGCGUGCCCAUCGGGGACGUAGCCAAGGACGGGCCAGGGCUGAUCUUCGUCGUCUACCCGGAGGCGAUCGCGGCACUGCCGCUGUCCUCAGCCUGGGCGGUCGUGUUCUUCAUCAUGCUGCUCACCCUGGGAAUCGACAGCGCCAUGGGCGGGAUGGAGUCGGUGAUCACCGGGCUCGUCGACGAGUUCCAGCUGCUGCACCGGCACCGCGAGCUCUUCACGCUCCUCGUUGUCCUCGCCACCUUUCUCCUCUCACUCUUCUGCGUCACCAACGGCGGCAUCUACGUCUUCACGCUGCUGGACCACUUCGCAGCCAGCACGUCCAUCCUCUUCGGGGUGCUCAUCGAAGCCGUCGGGGUGGCCUGGUUCUACGGUGUCGAGCAGUUCAGCGAUGACAUCAGGCAGAUGACCGGGCAGCGGCCCAACCUGUACUGGCGUCUGUGCUGGAAGCUGGUCAGCCCCUGCUUCCUCCUGUUUGUGGUCGUGGUCAGCAUUGUGACCUUCAGGCCCCCCCACUACGGAGCCUACAUCUUCCCCGGCUGGGCCAACGCGCUGGGCUGGGUCAUCGCCACCUCCUCCAUGGCAAUGGUGCCCAUCUACGCGGCCUACAAGUUCUGCACCUUGCCCGGGUCCUUUCGAGAGAAACUGGCCUACGCCAUCACGCCCGAGAAGGAUCACGAGCUCGUGGACAGAGGGGAGGUGCGCCAGUUCACGCUCCGUCACUGGCUCAUGGUGUAG
Molecule: messenger RNA, 1860 nt
Organism: Cynocephalus volans (Philippine flying lemur)
Lineage: Eukaryota; Metazoa; Chordata; Mammalia; Dermoptera; Cynocephalidae
Gene: SLC6A3
Product: solute carrier family 6 member 3
Exons: 14
Coding region: 1-1860 (619 amino acids)
Biological process (GO): sodium ion transmembrane transport; dopamine uptake involved in synaptic transmission
Cellular component (GO): presynaptic membrane; plasma membrane; neuronal cell body membrane
Molecular function (GO): norepinephrine:sodium symporter activity; dopamine:sodium symporter activity
Source: RefSeq, a predicted model, not a curated record